This is a messenger RNA of Chelmon rostratus (copperband butterflyfish), 453 nucleotides long. RefSeq names its product corticoliberin-1-like. Bases 1 to 453 code for a protein of 150 amino acids. The record is from RefSeq and is a predicted model, not a curated record. Gene Ontology annotation, cellular component: extracellular region. Gene Ontology annotation, molecular function: hormone activity. The transcript has a single exon. Lineage: Eukaryota; Metazoa; Chordata; Actinopteri; Chaetodontiformes; Chaetodontidae.
AUGAAGCUGAAUGUGGUGAUGUGGGUCGCAGCUCUGCUCGGCGCCUUCCUCCCGCGCUCCGCUGACUGUCGACCCGUUGACGCUCCCACCAGCCACCGUCCGCUCCUCCCGCGACCGCUGCUCCUUCGCCGGGGGGAUGAGUCCUCCCUCCAGCUGGGUGGAGGAUCCUCCUCUGCCCCUCCGGAUCUCCUCUCCUCACCUUCUUCCUCUUCGUCGACCGCAGUCGUGAGCCGAGCUCUGGUGCGGCUCACGCAGCGCCCCCUGCAGGCCCGGGCAGAGCGGCAGGAAGAGGUGGAGGCGCCGGAGGAGAAGGGGAAGAGGUCGGAUGAGCCUCCCAUAUCUCUGGACCUGACUUUCCACCUGCUGCGGGAGGUCCUGGAGAUGGCCCGAGCCGAGCAGAUUGCUCAGCAGGCCGACAGCAACCGCAAGAUGAUGGACACCUUUGGGAAAUGA